Messenger RNA from Olea europaea var. sylvestris, 942 nucleotides. RefSeq lists its product as uncharacterized. Gene Ontology annotation, molecular function: DNA helicase activity. Gene Ontology annotation, biological process: DNA repair; telomere maintenance. The record is from RefSeq and is a predicted model, not a curated record. Lineage: Eukaryota; Viridiplantae; Streptophyta; Magnoliopsida; Lamiales; Oleaceae. The transcript is spliced from 2 exons. The coding region runs from base 1 to 942 and encodes 313 amino acids.
AUGAAGAAUUUGUUGAUGAGAUUUCAAACUACCAAAGAGCUAGAUGGAUAUCCCCACCUGAAGCUAUGUGGAGGAUAUUUAGUUUUUGAUUUAUUUGAUAUAUCUCCUACAGUAAUAUCUUUACAGUUACAUAUUAAAGAUGCUCAAAUGGUUAUAUACAAGGAGACAGAUGAUUUAUCAAAGGUUAUAAAUAAAGAUUUUGUUCACCGAACAAUGUUAACAAAAUUUUUUACAAUGAAUAUUUCAAAUGAAAAGGCAAAAACUCUACUAGGGCCAAAAUCUUUUGAAGAUUUAAAAACAGUCAAUGGUAUUGUUUUAUCUACUUAUUGUGAAGCAGUACUUUCUCAUGGUCUUCUUAGUGGAGAUAACUAUUCUGAGAUGUGUUUAUCUGAGGCAGUUGCUUACCAAAUGUCUGUAUCACUGCGACGGCUAUUUGCCAAUGUAUUGAGUUUAUCUUGCCCUACAAAUCCAAGAAAUUUAUGGGAUAAAUUUAAGAAUUUUAUGAUAGAAGAUUAUUUACAUAAAGGUUUCACACAACAAAGUGCUGAAAUGAAAGCUUUACAUUGUAUAAAUUUUUUCUUAGAAGGUGUUGGUAAUAAUAUAAUUGAUUUUUGCUUGGUAGAUUUUGAUUUAACUAAGAAUGAUGAUAAUAUCUUUGAAACCAUGAUUGCCGAAGAAACAACUAAUAUUAAUUUUCAGUCAGACAUACAUUAUAGUGAAAGUUUAAAUAAAGAGCAACAAAAUGCCUAUAAUAUUAUUUUGGAUUUUAUUUUAAAUGAUAAGAACGAAAUGUUUUUUAUUGAUGGUCCGGGAGGCACUGGAAAAAUAUAUUUGUACAAGGCAUUACUUUUUGGUGUACGAUCUCGAAAUCUUAUCGCACUAGCAACGACAUCAUCAAGUGUGGCUACAUCUCUAUUACCAGCUGGUAGAACACGACAUUGA